AUGGAGCACAUACAGGGGGCCUGGAAGACGAUCAGCAAUGGUUUUGGAUUCAAAGACACGGUGUUUGAUGGCACCAGCUGCAUCUCUCCUACAAUAGUGCAGCAGUUUGGCUAUCAGCGUCGGGCAUCAGAUGAUGGCAAACUUACGGACCCUUCUAAGACAAGCAACACUAUCCGUGUGUUUUUGCCAAACAAACAAAGAACAGUGGUCAAUGUGCGGAAUGGAAUGAGCUUGCAUGACUGCCUUAUGAAGGCUCUCAAGGUGAGGGGCCUGCAACCAGAGUGCUGUGCAGUGUUCAGACUUCUCCACGAACACAAGGGUAAAAAAGCACGGUUAGAUUGGAAUACUGAUGCUGCCUCAUUGAUCGGGGAGGAACUUCAAGUGGAUUUCCUGGAUCAUGUUCCCCUCACAACACACAACUUUGCUCGGAAAACCUUCCUGAAGCUUGCCUUCUGUGACAUCUGUCAGAAGUUCUUGCUAAAUGGAUUUAGAUGUCAGACUUGUGGCUACAAGUUUCACGAGCAUUGUAGCACCAAAGUACCCACUAUGUGUGUGGACUGGAGUAAUAUCAGACAGCUCUUAUUGUUCCCAAAUUCCACUGUUGGUGAUGGUGGGGUCCCAGCGCUGCCUUCUUUGACGAUGCGUCGGAUGCGAGAGUCUGUUUCCCGGAUACCUCCUGGUUCCCAGCACAGAUACUCCACACCCCACGCUUUCACAUUCAACACCUCCAGCCCCUCCUCUGAAGGUUCGCUCUCCCAGAGGCAGAGGUCGACGUCCACACCUAACGUCCACAUGGUCAGCACCACUCUGCCUGUGGACAACAGGAUGAUUGAGAAUAACAGCCUGAAUGCUUCUCCCAGGGCGUGGUCCAGACGAUUUUGUGUGAGGGGAAGAGAUGCAAUUCGAAGUCACAGUGAAUCAGGCUCCCCUUCAGCUUUGUCCAGCAGUCCCAACAAUCUGAGCCCAACAGGCUGGUCACAGCCCAAAACCCCUGCGCCGGCACAGAGAGAGCGGGCGCCGGGCUCCAGCACCCAGGAGAAGAACAAAAUUAGGCCUCGUGGACAGAGAGAUUCGAGUUAUUACUGGGAGAUAGAAGCCAGUGAAGUGAUGCUGUCCACUCGGAUUGGGUCAGGCUCCUUCGGGACUGUUUAUAAGGGCAAGUGGCAUGGAGACGUUGCAGUAAAGAUUCUGAAGGUCGUGGACCCCACCCCAGAGCAGUUCCAGGCCUUCAGGAACGAGGUGGCUGUCCUCCGCAAAACCCGGCACGUGAACAUCCUGCUUUUCAUGGGGUACAUGACAAAGGACAACCUGGCAAUAGUGACCCAGUGGUGCGAGGGCAGCAGCCUCUACAAACACCUGCACGUCCAAGAGACCAAGUUCCAGAUGUUCCAGCUGAUCGACAUUGCCCGGCAGACGGCUCAGGGGAUGGACUAUUUGCAUGCAAAGAACAUCAUCCACAGAGACAUGAAAUCCAACAAUAUAUUUCUCCACGAAGGCCUGACGGUGAAAAUCGGCGAUUUUGGAUUGGCCACGGUGAAGUCGCGCUGGAGUGGUUCUCAGCAGGUCGAGCAGCCCACCGGCUCCAUCCUGUGGAUGGCCCCAGAGGUGAUCCGGAUGCAGGACAACAACCCGUUCAGCUUCCAGUCUGACGUGUACUCCUACGGCAUCGUCCUGUACGAGCUCAUGACGGGGGAGCUCCCCUACUCCCACAUCAACAACCGUGACCAGAUCAUCUUCAUGGUGGGCCGCGGCUACGCCUCCCCAGACCUCAGCAAGCUCUACAAGAACUGCCCCAAAGCCAUGAAGAGACUGGUAGCUGACUGCGUGAAGAAAGUGAAGGAAGAGAGGCCUCUCUUUCCCCAGAUCCUGUCUUCCAUCGAGCUGCUCCAGCACUCUCUGCCCAAGAUCAACCGGAGCGCCUCGGAGCCCUCCUUGCACCGGGCAGCCCACACCGAGGACAUCAACGCCUGCACGCUGACCACGUCCCCUCGGCUGCCUGUCUUCUAG
Molecule: messenger RNA, 2007 nt
Organism: Rangifer tarandus platyrhynchus (Svalbard reindeer)
Lineage: Eukaryota; Metazoa; Chordata; Mammalia; Artiodactyla; Cervidae
Source: the annotation of a GenBank genome assembly